CCCAUCCCCGCCCCCUGCCUCCCCAGUCGCGUCGGCGGCUGGACGGGAGCGGAGGGGAGCGAGUCCGUCCGCGCUGCCAGCCCGCCCCGUCCCGUCCUGAGCCGACCCGAGCGGGCAGCGCUGGGGGGGAGCCGCCGCCCCAUGCGCUGAGCGGCGGCGGGAUGGGGCCGCGGGGCACCGGCGGCUGGGCCGGCCGCGCCGGGGCGCCGGCUCCCGGUCGGACGUGCCUCCUGCCGCUGCUGCUGUGCGCCGCGCUCCGGAGCCUGCGGGCCAGCCCCGGCAGCGAGGUGAAUUUACUGGACUCACGUACAGUAAUGGGGGAUCUAGGAUGGAUAGCCUACCCAAAAAAUGGGUGGGAAGAAAUUGGUGAGGUGGAUGAAAACUAUGCUCCGAUACACACAUACCAAGUAUGCAAGGUAAUGGAACAGAAUCAGAACAACUGGCUUCUGACCAGCUGGAUCUCUAAUGAGGGGGCAUCCCGCAUCUUCAUUGAGCUCAAAUUCACCCUGAGGGACUGUAACAGCCUUCCAGGAGGACUUGGGACCUGCAAGGAGACUUUUAACAUGUACUACUUUGAAUCAGAUGAUGAAGAUGGGAGGAACAUCAAAGAAAACCAGUACAUCAAGAUUGAUACCAUUGCUGCUGAUGAGAGCUUCACAGAGUUAGACCUUGGCGACAGAGUGAUGAAGCUCAACACGGAGGUGAGAGACGUUGGGCCCCUGACAAAGAAGGGAUUUUACCUCGCUUUCCAGGACGUGGGUGCCUGCAUUGCCCUGGUCUCCGUGCGUGUGUACUACAAGAAGUGCCCGUCGGUGAUCCGCAACCUGGCCCGCUUCCCUGACACCAUCACGGGUGCGGAUUCCUCGCAGCUCCUGGAGGUGUCAGGUGUCUGCAUCAACCACUCGGUGACUGAGGAGGCACCCAAGAUGCACUGCAGUGCAGAGGGGGAAUGGCUGGUGCCCAUCGGGAAGUGCUUGUGCAAGGCAGGCUAUGAGGAGAAGAACAACACCUGCCAAGUAUGCAGACCUGGGUUCUUCAAAGCUUCACCCCACAGUCCAUCCUGCAGCAAAUGUCCCCCUCACAGCUACACACUUGAUGAAGCAUCCACAUCUUGCCUGUGUGAAGAACACUAUUUUAGGAAGGAAUCAGACCCACCUACAAUGGCCUGUACAAGACCCCCCUCUGCUCCUCGGAGUGCCAUCUCAAAUGUUAACGAGACUAGUGUCUUUCUGGAAUGGAUUCCUCCUGCUGAUACUGGUGGAAGGAAAGAUGUGUCUUAUUAUAUUGCAUGCAAGAAGUGCAGCUCACACUCGGGUCUGUGUGAGGCGUGUGGCGGUCAUGUCAGGUACCUUCCCCAGCAAACCGGCCUGAAAAACACCUCUGUCAUGAUGGUGGAUCUGCUUGCUCAUACAAACUAUACCUUUGAAAUUGAGGCAGUGAAUGGAGUGUCCGACCAGAACCCCGGAGCCCGGCAGUUUGUGUCUGUAAAUGUAACCACAAACCAGGCAGCACCUUCUCCAGUCAGUACUGUGAAAAAAGGGAAGAUAACUAAAAAUAGCAUCUCCCUUUCCUGGCAGGAGCCAGAUCGACCCAAUGGCAUCAUCCUGGAAUACGAAAUCAAAUAUUUUGAAAAGGACCAGGAGACGAGCUACACCAUCAUCAAGUCCAAAGAGACGACGAUUACGGCGGAUGGCUUGAAGCCAGGCUCAGUGUACGUCUUCCAGAUCCGAGCCCGGACAGCUGCCGGCUACGGGGGCUUCAGCCGCAGGUUCGAGUUCGAAACCAGCCCAGUGUCAGUAGCUGCAUCCAGCGACCAAAGCCAGAUUCCUAUAAUUGUUGUGUCUGUAACAGUGGGAGUCAUUCUGCUGGCUGUUGUUAUCGGUUUCCUUCUCAGCGGAAGUUGCUGCGAUCAUGGCUGUGGGUGGGCUUCUUCUCUGCGUGCUGUUGCCUAUCCGAGCCUAACAUGGCGAUGUGGCUAUAGCAAGGCUAAGCAAGAUCCAGAAGAAGAAAAGAUGCAUUUUCAUAAUGGCCACAUUAAGCUGCCUGGAGUGAGGACCUAUGUUGACCCCCACACCUACGAGGACCCUAAUCAAGCUGUCCACGAGUUUGCUAAGGAAAUUGAAGCUUCAUGCAUAACCAUUGAAAGAGUUAUUGGAGCUGGUGAAUUUGGGGAAGUCUGCAGUGGGAGGCUGAAGCUGCAGGGAAAGCGUGAGUUUCCAGUGGCAAUCAAAACCCUGAAGGUGGGAUACACGGAGAAACAGAGGAGAGAUUUCUUGGGAGAAGCAAGCAUCAUGGGGCAGUUUGACCACCCCAACAUCAUCCACCUGGAAGGUGUCGUCACAAAAAGCAAACCAGUAAUGAUAGUGACUGAAUACAUGGAGAAUGGCUCUCUGGAUACAUUUUUAAAGAAGAAUGAUGGGCAGUUCACCGUCAUCCAGCUGGUCGGGAUGCUGCGAGGCAUCGCCUCAGGAAUGAAGUACCUGUCUGACAUGGGUUACGUGCACAGAGAUCUGGCCGCCAGGAAUAUCCUGAUCAACAGCAACUUGGUCUGCAAAGUGUCGGACUUCGGUCUCUCCAGAGUCCUAGAAGAUGACCCUGAAGCAGCAUACACAACCAGGGGAGGGAAGAUCCCCAUUCGAUGGACAGCACCUGAAGCGAUCGCCUUCCGCAAAUUCACAUCUGCCAGCGACGUCUGGAGCUACGGCAUCGUGAUGUGGGAGGUGAUGUCCUACGGCGAGAGGCCUUACUGGGAAAUGACAAACCAAGAUGUGAUUAAAGCUGUGGAGGAAGGCUAUCGCCUGCCAAGUCCCAUGGACUGCCCUGCUGCUCUCUACCAACUAAUGCUGGACUGCUGGCAGAAAGACCGCAACAGCAGGCCCAAGUUUGACGAGAUUGUCAGCAUGUUGGACAAGCUCAUCCGUAACCCCAGCAGCUUGAAGACGUUGGUUAAUGCAUCAAGCAGAGUGUCAAAUCUGUUGGUAGAGCACAGUCCAGUCGGGAGUGGUGCCUACAGGUCCGUGGGUGAGUGGCUGGAAGCCAUCAAAAUGGGCCGAUACACAGAGAUCUUCAUGGAGAAUGGAUACAGUUCAAUGGAUGCAGUGGCUCAGGUGACCCUAGAGGAUGAAUCACCUUGUGAAAAGUGGAGCCUCACCCUCCACCCUCUCUUUCCAACUGGAUAUCAGACUUGAAGGGAACCUUUCCAGUGGACCAGACCUGCUCUUUAAACUUGUGGACCACCUAGUGACUUUGAGUGUGUCUGGAGCUCUUUCAAUCCACUGCAAGAAUAACUUUACCAGGACAAUACUCAACAAUAGAUAGAUCCAUGACAUGAGUUUCAGUCUGACCCUUGACUGGACCACUUACUAACCAUGUGGACUACAUAUUUUCACCUUUUGAAAGAUCUGUACUCACUGAAUCUCAGGACACCCUGUUGUUUGUUAUUAGAUGAAGAGCUCUGAAUAUUUGUAAUAAUAUGUGUUGUGUUGCUUUGCAUUGUAUAUAUUUUUCUUCUAAAAUAAAAUAAAUUAUUUAUUGAAAGUUAUACUGGAUGAAGAACAUUUAAGAGUUCACCUGCUCUAGAUGCUUAUUCUUAACCUGAAAUCUCAGUCCUGGGAUUUUGAUGCUGUGUCUGCUUCUGAACAAAUUCUCAUCUUGUAAUCAAGUGGAAUGGGAAUUAUGAGUAAGAGCAGAUGAACUCUUAAAACAAUUUUUUUUAAGUCCUCAUUUCAUGCAAAUGUCCCUAGCAAGCGGAUUCCUCUCUCUUUAGCAUCGUCUGAAGGUCUUUGAGGUUCUUCUUGUUUCCCCUCAUUCAAACUGACAACUAACUAACUCCAUGAGUAGUCCCAAUCUGCAUGGGCAGCUGUAGCUACACCACGUGCAGAAGAGUGGUGAGAUCUGCCCUGCAUGGGAGAUGAAAUACGAAAUACCUGUGGUAGGCUGACGGCUGCUGACCUCGGAGGUCUUUCAGGACUGUGGCCCUUUUGCUUGCAUGAGUAAACCGGCUGGUGAGGGGGUUGUAUUUUAUGUGGCAAUCCAGUCCUAGUCUACACUGUGUUUGGCAAACUGGUCCAUGGUGUAUAAGUAGUUCUAUUUGUAAAUAAAAUGUUUUAAACCUAUUUCUUACAACAUGGAGACUGUGAAUUCAACCCUUGCAAGUGGAGGCUAUUGCAGGGAAGGGGAGACCAUGUUGUCACUGGCAUGUUCCAGCUGGCAGUGGUAAGAGAGCAGCAUGCAUGCAGCUGUGUACAGGCUGCUUGGGGUGAGCUGACACCAAUUUUCCCCUUUAUUUCCUUGGCUUUUUUGGUCAGCUUAGGUAAGCCUUUUAAUACCUUGUUGACAAGUGAUUCAAAUUCCUGCCUGCUUUAAUUUCCAUUCCUACAUGAAUGAAAGAAGUGAAAAGAUAAACUUCCUCCCGAAAAUAAGAAUAAAAGUUGUCUCAUGGCUGGGGAGGCCAAGUAUUUUGAAGCAGGGAGACCGCCCAGCACAUGGGUGCACGGAUCUCCACUGCAGAGGCACACACAAAACCCAACACCAGGGGUCAGGUCACUUCCACAGCAAGGAGCAGCCUGGAUCCUGAUCGCAGGUGCCCGCGGGUCUCAGUUGUGCCUUUUCCUGCAGGGAAUGCAUAUUUUUAUUGUAAAGCCCCUGUGGGUGUCUGCACACAUCACCUCUGCAGAGCUGAGCCCAGUGAAAUUUCCAUUUGGCUGCAGUAACAGGAGCCAAGCAGCUCUGGACUGGAGCUUAAAGGCAGUUGUUUUUGCAGCACUUCGGCACAGAAGUUGUUGGGGAAUUUUUGUCCCCAGACCAGCUCGUUUGUGCACCCCGUUCUGUUCAAAAUUGUCUUCUGCCUUAUACCACUUUAAGUCCUUUAGCACUGGAUGCAUGGGAGCAUGCAAUGUGCUGUAAGUCAUGCUUGAAACAUCAAAAUUAAAGUUCCUACAUUCUCUAGGAAGUUUUUAGAAGGUUUUGUCGUUGUCCUUGAUAUGUGCAAGGUGGCUUUUGAAUAAACCUGCUGAUUUUUAUACUUGGCAAGCAUCUGGUUCAGGAGCUGUGUCUUCUGGCUCAUCUUUGCUGAGGUGCAAGACCCCACAGUAGUGUUUUUUCCCUCUCUAAGGAGUCCCCCAUGCUUUUGGCUGGUGGCUUCACAUUUGAGAGGAUUUGAUAUUCAAAAAAAAAAAAAGAAAAAAGAGAGACUGAAUCCCCUGGUGAGCAGUUAAUGUAUUGGUUAAUGUACUGAAACCAGAAACUCUUUUUUCUUCUUUCCCUCUUGUAAAUCAAUGAGACGCUCCUCAAGGAUAUUGAGUUAAGGGGAUACUAUAUGGGGAGGAAAAAAGGCUGUGUAGGGAACUGGGUGGGGGGUUUAUUGGACUGAUGGGGCUGUGUGUGAAAGGCCAAGACAUGCAUGCUUUUCUCCGAGUUUGAGGCUGUUUUCUUCCAGCAUAACAUGCGAGAGUGUCAGAAAUUAUACAUCUGUGAAAUACAUGGUACUGGAUUUUCAAAAGAGCUCAGCUUGCACUUUAGAUACCCAGAAAAAAAAAAAAAAAAAGAUGAUUUUUCAAAAAGUGCCAGCAGAGCAGGACUCAGCAGGGGGAAGAUGGAUGUUGUCUCUUUUAAAAAUCAGGUCCUAUACUGUGUUGGUUUCGGGGGUUGGUUUGGUUUUUGUUUUGUUUUGGUUUGUUUUUUUGGUUUUUUUUUUGAUCUCUGGUGUGAACUUCCAACUGUGCUGUGUACAUAAAAUAAAUUGCAUGUAACAAUA
Messenger RNA from Motacilla alba alba, 5755 nucleotides. It is a transcript of the gene EPHA5, whose product is annotated as EPH receptor A5. The record is from RefSeq and is a predicted model, not a curated record. Gene Ontology annotation, molecular function: protein binding; transmembrane-ephrin receptor activity; ATP binding. Gene Ontology annotation, biological process: protein phosphorylation; axon guidance; cell surface receptor protein tyrosine kinase signaling pathway. The transcript is spliced from 18 exons. Gene Ontology annotation, cellular component: neuron projection; plasma membrane. Bases 162 to 3188 code for a protein of 1008 amino acids. Lineage: Eukaryota; Metazoa; Chordata; Aves; Passeriformes; Motacillidae.